UUAACGUGAUGACGUCGUGUAGUAGGAUCAGCUAUGAUGGCAACCGUGGGUUGACAUCGAUACAUUUCUGAAUAUAAACUAUUUAAAAGUUAGCGGAAAACCCCCGACACAAUACCGUAGAGCAAGUUAACAAUUGUCUGAUAGCACACACUUAAACACGCCCGCCCGGUUUGGGGAACGGUCAGCAUGUUGGGGUAGGUCUAAGAACCAAUUGUCUUUCCUUGCAUCCUUCUCUUUGCAUGAAGUGGCACUAUGCCCGCAGCUACCGUGGAUCACAGCCAAAAAAUAUGUGAGGUUUGGGCCAACAACCUGGAGGAGGAGCUGAAGAGGAUCCGACAUGUCAUCCGAAAAUACAACUGCAUUGCUAUGGACACAGAGUUUCCAGGUGUAGUAGCCAGACCAAUUGGAGAGUUCAGAAGCAACGCGGACUAUCAGUACCAGUUACUGCGCUGCAAUGUGGAUUUGCUCAAGAUAAUCCAGCUGGGCCUUACGUUUAUGAACGAACAAGGGGAAUACCCUCUGGGAACAUCAACAUGGCAGUUCAAUUUUAAGUUUAAUCUCACAGAAGACAUGUACGCACAGGACUCCAUCGAGCUCUUGACCACUUCAGGGAUUCAGUUCAAGAAGCACGAGGACGAAGGCAUCGAGACGCUGUACUUUGCCGAGCUGCUGAUGACAUCGGGGGUCGUGCUCUGCGAUGGCAUCAAGUGGCUGUCUUUUCACAGUGGCUAUGACUUUGGAUACCUGAUCAAGAUUCUGUCCAACGCUAACCUGCCUGAGGAGGAGGUGGACUUCUUUGAGAUUCUUCGCUUGUACUUUCCAGUCAUUUAUGAUGUCAAGUACCUCAUGAAGAGUUGUAAAAACCUGAAGGGCGGGCUGCAGGAGGUCGCUGAGCAGCUGGAGCUGGAGAGGAUCGGACCGCAGCAUCAGGCCGGCUCGGACUCGCUGCUCACAGGCAUGGCUUUCUUCAAGAUGAGAGAGAUGUUCUUUGAGGAUCACAUUGAUGAUGCGAAGUACUGUGGUCACCUGUACGGGCUCGGCUCCGGCUCCGCCUACGUCCAGAACGGAACCGGCAACGCUUACGAAGAGGAGGCGAACAAGCCGCAGUCGUGACACCCCUUCCGAAAAGUCGCCCACGUGCACAAUCAGGCGCGGCGCUGAAGCCAAGCUUUCGCCAGACAGAUGACGUUGAUUAUGGAAGAACACAAAACCAUACGCACAUCAUUCAGCAAGCUGCUUCUCAUAGGCUCUGCUCACUGUAGACAACUUAAUAAGACAAAACCGAAAUCACAGCUGUCCUCACACAUGCCCUGUGUGUGUUUGUGUGUGUGUGUGUGUGUGUGUGUGUUUGUUUGGUUUGGAUCACUUGAAUUUAACAUGCUUGGAAAGAUGGGAUUUUAGUUUUCCUAAAAUGUUCUGUAGACAUGUUUUGCACUUUAAAGCUCUAACUUGAUUUUAUAUGGAAAGCUGGAAAA
This is a messenger RNA of Etheostoma cragini (Arkansas darter), 1475 nucleotides long. It is a transcript of the gene cnot7, whose product is annotated as CCR4-NOT transcription complex, subunit 7. Bases 253 to 1113 code for a protein of 286 amino acids. NCBI's taxonomy places the organism in Eukaryota, Metazoa, Chordata, Actinopteri, Perciformes, Percidae. Gene Ontology annotation, cellular component: P-body; CCR4-NOT core complex; CCR4-NOT complex. Gene Ontology annotation, molecular function: poly(A)-specific ribonuclease activity; nucleic acid binding. The transcript has 7 exons. The record is from RefSeq and is a predicted model, not a curated record.